Anthostomella pinea is the source of this 1257-nucleotide messenger RNA. The record is from the annotation of a GenBank genome assembly. NCBI's taxonomy places the organism in Eukaryota, Fungi, Ascomycota, Sordariomycetes, Xylariales, Xylariaceae.
AUGUCCACUACGCCGAGAUCAUCAUCGCCGGCCAAAGCACCGCAGACGCCCGAGGGUAACCACGCUGAUCAAUCAAUGGAGGUGGAGCUCCCGACUCACUUGGAGGAGCCGACCCGGGUUCUGGAAGAUGCGACAGUCAGGCUGCAUAUACAGCCACAAUCGCCUUCACGGACGCAGGUUCUGAGAGUCGAACCGAGCCAGUAUACUGGUCAUCCCAAAGCGCCAGAACGUCAACGGCAGACACGGACGCCUGAACCCCAAAAGCGGCGAAGCGACAAGUCUGAGCAGAGCCCCGGCCACUUGGACCCAUUCAGCUGGGACGACUUCGAAACCCGGUACGAGGAAGCACUGAGGCAGGCUGAUACAGAGGAGGAGAAAAUCCUCGAGGAAUUCGACCAGCUUGUCAAGUACUUCAACGUAUGGGCUUCGGCUUCUUCUAGCCAUGACAACGAGAGAGCAAUCAAAAGGUCAGAACCCCGCCUGACUGGCCUGACCAGGGCUGAUGUACAUGAGCAGAUUGCAAACUCGCGAGAGACAUGUCCGCCUGUCCGAAUCAUCACUUUCGCAGAAGAAAAAGCAUCCAAGGCAGAAAUCGACUCGUUCCAUGAGGCACAUUUCUCCAGUGCAGCCAUAGAUCUCUUCGGCGGGCAAUUCCUUCGACCAGAACAAUCCUACGACGACGAGCAAUGUUACGAAGAGUAUGACAGAUUCGACUACUAUGAAGAGGAGGACGAGGACGACGGCCUGGGCUACUAUCCAGAUGAUGUCAAACGGACACUGACAGACGAGCAAGUCGCCAUAUUCCGACACUCCGAACUCGAGGGCCUGCGUCGCGUCGAAGCCAAGGUUGCUAAGCACAAGUCGGAGUCGGCUGCGUUGCUUCAAGAGGCCAAAGACGAUGCUGCCGCCGAGCUCAUUGCCGAACCCAUCAAAACGGAGCAUGGCGAAGACGAGGAUCUGCCCGACGCCCAAGUCGAAGUGGAGGAUGCAGCAGAUGGUAGCGAGGACGGCGAGAUCGAGGUCGAGAAGCCGCAGUUGACCAAAGCCGAGAUCAGACGCCGGAAGAAGAAGGCGGCGAAACAGAAGAAGAAAGAGGGCCAGAAAUUCCAACCAGAGAAGAAGCCGGAUCUGCGCAAGAGGACCUGGGAUGUCGUCGAGGCUGGUAUGGACACCUUGGACUACGACGAACUCGACGCGCAACACGAUGCUGGUGCCAACCCAGCUGCUCAGAGAAGACGGAUUUCCUACGAUGAUUGA